AUUCCUCCGCAGGGCAGAUGUUGUGUGGUGGUACCGCAUUUGGUGCGCCAGUAUCUGUCCGCAUAUUGCUAUAAUCCCCUAUCAUCAUCAUCAUCAUCAUCAUCAUCAUCAUCAUCAUCAUCAUCAUCAUCAUCAUCAUCAUCAUCAUCGCCAUUAUUACGAUUAAUUCCACACCCUUUACAAUAGUUUCACUCCUUUUCACAAUGGGCUGAAGUUAUGUGUUAUCCUGCUUCUCAAUGUCAGAGUCGGGGCACAGCCAACCCGGGCUGUAUGAGCGUCGCCGCCGCUGGAACCGUGAUAAGGAAUUGGGUCACCAGAGCCUGUCUGGGCCAGGCCGGGACCGCGACUAUGUCCCCUGGGACCGUGAUCGAGAUCGGCGGGACCCCAUGGACGAGCCAGUGGGAUCCAUGAUGCAGAAGACCCCGAUCAUCCUGGCCAAGCCACCUGCAGAAAGGUCCAAGGGAGCCCCGCCCGCAGCUCCCGCUCCAGCACCUGCUGCUGCCCCACCUAUCGAGAAGCCCAUUGUGCUGAUGAAGUCCCGGGAAGAAGGCAAAGGUCCCGUGGGGGCAAUAGAGACAUCCACCCAGCCCCCUGCAGCUGUUGCCAAGGUGGAGAAAGAGGGCCAGCGCCCCACGCAGCCGGUCUAUCAGAUCCAGAACAGGGGGAUGGGCUCAACCGCAUCCAGCGGCGUCAUGGACCCUGUGGUCGGUCAGGCCAAGCUGCUAGCCCCAGAGAGGAUGAAACAUAGCAUCAAGCUCGUGGAUGACCAAAUGAACUGGUGCGACAGUGCCAUUGACUUCCUCCUGGACCAAACUGAUGUACUGGUAGUUGGAGUGCUGGGAUUGCAGGGUACUGGCAAGUCCAUGGUGAUGUCACUUUUGUCAGCCAAUCAACCUGAAGAGGACCAGAGAACCUACGUGUUCCGCACUCAGAGCCAAGAGAUCAAGGAGCGUGGGGGCAACCAGACUAGCGGCAUUGACUUCUUCAUCACUCAGGAGCGAAUCAUCUUCUUGGACACUCAGCCAAUCCUCAGCCCCUCCAUCCUGGACCACCUCAUUAACAACGAUCGCAAGCUGCCUCCUGAGUAUAACCUACCGCACACCUAUGUUGAGAUGCAGUCCCUCCAGAUCGCCGCUUUCCUGUUCACCGUCUGCCACGUGGUCAUCGUAGUGCAGGACUGGUUCACGGAUCUGAGCCUGUACAGGUUCUUGCAGACGGCUGAGAUGGUGAAACCUUCCACUCCGUCCCCCAGCCAUGAAUCCAGCAACUCCUCCGGCACAGACGAGGGCACAGAGUACUACCCACACAUUGUCUUUCUCCAGAACAAAGCCAAGAGGGAGAACUUCUGUCCCCGGAACCUGAAGCAGAUGCACCUUGUGGUCGAUAAGAUCAUGAUGCACUCCCAUCUGAAAUACAAGGGCACCCUCUCUAUGCUGGACUGCAACAUAUUUCCUGGCCUGCCCCCGAGUUAUCUGGACACAGAGGUCAACCUGUUCUUGCUGCCUUUCAUGGACACAGAUGCAGACGAUGCUUUGCCCAGAGCAGCCCCUGGAAGCGGCCCACUCUUCUCUCUCUUGCCCGGCUACAAAGGGCACCCCAGCUUCCCGUCUCUGAUUGCCAAGCUCCGCAGCCAGAUCAUGUCCAUGUCCCGGCCGCAGCUCUCCCACACCAUCCUGACGGAAAAGAACUGGUUCCACUAUGCGGCACGCAUCUGGGAUGGUGUGAAGAAGUCCUCUGCCCUUGCAGAGUACAGCCGCCUGCUGGCCUGAAUGUUGAAGCCGAGGGGUGGCCAGACUCCUCCCAUCUCAAGGGGAGGAAGCCAGAGUCCCUGUGCCCACUGUCCAAGGGCACAGAGCGGUGUGUGGAUCCCAGCAGGGAGCUGGAGAGGCGGGGGCAUUGUGUCUACUAUGGUGCCACACAAGAUCAAGGAGCAGACAGCCAUCAGCGGUAGAAGGACGGGUGUCGUUUGCCUACUGAGCAGUGAUCUGCCUAACACCCAGCAUGGAUCUUGUCUCCAGUAACCCAUUUUGGGGCUCUGAUUUCCAUCUGCACACUUAGGAGGAAGAGCUUUUCUCUUGGGCUGCUCGUUCUUCCAGAAGCGGAGAAGUCCCAGACCAGCUGCCCCCCACCCCCCCUUGCACGACCAGAGAGGUUCUUCUGCAUUAGUGAGGGUCAAGGUCAGCCGGCAGUUAACUCUGUGGCUUUGAGGAUGCUGUUCUCAGAUUCUUCUUCCCCUAAACCCAUUCCUGUCUGUCUGUACUUUUCUUGCCUCUUUCCAUCUUCAGGGAAGAGUACUUAGCCCCACCCACCCCCAGCUAUCCCAGAAUUCCUCAUUCUUCUGCUGCAGAGUGAAUCAAUCACUCCCUCUUGUGUAAAUGUUCUGUUGUUUAAUAAAGCAUUUGGCGUUG
Molecule: messenger RNA, 2408 nt
Organism: Sphaerodactylus townsendi
Lineage: Eukaryota; Metazoa; Chordata; Lepidosauria; Squamata; Sphaerodactylidae
Gene: SMG9
Product: SMG9 nonsense mediated mRNA decay factor
Exons: 14
Coding region: 237-1769 (510 amino acids)
Biological process (GO): nuclear-transcribed mRNA catabolic process, nonsense-mediated decay
Source: RefSeq, a predicted model, not a curated record